This is a messenger RNA of Penicillium paradoxum, 1095 nucleotides long. Its product is annotated as KRR1 small subunit processome component. The record is from RefSeq and is a predicted model, not a curated record. Lineage: Eukaryota; Fungi; Ascomycota; Eurotiomycetes; Eurotiales; Aspergillaceae. Gene Ontology annotation, cellular component: small-subunit processome; nucleolus. The transcript has 2 exons. The coding region runs from base 1 to 1095 and encodes 364 amino acids. Gene Ontology annotation, molecular function: RNA binding.
AUGCCUUCAACACACAACAAGGAAAAGGCCUGGGAUACAGAUGAUAUUGAUAAGUGGAAGAUCGAAGAAUUCAAACCCGAACACAAUGCUGCAGGCAGUUUCGCCGAGGAGUCCUCGUUCAUGACCCUCUUCCCCAAAUACCGCGAACAGUACCUGAAGGAAGCAUGGCCGGUGAUCACACGCGCGCUGGAGAAGCAGGGCAUCGCCUGCACACUGGAUUUAGUGGAGGGCAGCAUGACCGUGAAGACGACAAGAAAGACCUACGACCCCGCAGCGAUCAUCAAAGCCCGGGAUCUGAUCAAGCUCCUCGCGCGUAGCGUACCCGUGACACAAGCGAUGAAGAUUCUCGAAGACGGCGUCGCAUGUGACGUGAUCAAGAUCCGCAACCAGGUGCGGAACAAAGAGCGCUUCGUGAAGCGACGACAGCGUAUUCUCGGCCCGAACGGUUCAACUCUCAAAGCACUCGAGCUGCUCACCAGCACAUACAUCCUGGUCCAGGGUAACACAGUGGCCGUGAUGGGUCCGUUCAAGGGACUGAAGGAAGUGCGCCGGAUCAUCGACGAUUGCAUGGCAAAUAUCCACCCUAUCUACCACAUCAAGGAGCUUAUGAUCAAGCGCGAGCUUGCUAAGGACCCGACCCUGGCGGAAGAGUCCUGGGACCGGUUCCUGCCCAACUUCAAGAAGCGCACUCUGUCCAAGCGCCAUGUGCCAUUCAAGGUUACCGACAAGGAGAAGAAGGUCUACACACCAUUCCCGCCUGCCCCGGAGAAGAGCAAAGUCGAUUUGCAGAUCGAGUCUGGAGAGUACUUCUUGUCAAAGGAGGCCAAGGAGCGCGUUCACAAGGAGGAGGUUGUCGAGCGGCAACGCCUCAAGCGCGAGGAGAAGAUGCGCGAGCGAGAGAAGGACUUUGUUGCUCCCGAGGAGGCUGUGCCGGCCGAUCUCGAGGAAAAGAAGAAAAAGAAGGACAAGAAGGAGAAGAGCAAGCGGAAACGCGAGGCCGAGGCGGAUGUCGAUGCAGACGAGGCUGCCGAGCGCAAGGAGAAGAAGAAAAAGAAGAAGAGCAAGUCCAAGGAGGCUUCUUCCGAUGGGGAAUGA